Molecule: messenger RNA, 1419 nt
Organism: Panicum virgatum (switchgrass)
Lineage: Eukaryota; Viridiplantae; Streptophyta; Magnoliopsida; Poales; Poaceae
Product: MEIOTIC F-BOX protein MOF-like
Exons: 4
Molecular function (GO): protein binding
Source: RefSeq, a predicted model, not a curated record
CUUCUCUUCCUCGAUGGCAAAGAGAGGGAGAAGGCGAAGGGUUCGGUGGCUUCCUCCGCACGCUUGGCUCCGUCCCGGCGGCGUCUUCUCCGGUCGGGCUUUCUGUCUGGCGAGCCUCUCCUCCAGGAAGCGGCCGUGGCGCUCGAGGAAGUGUUCCAGGCAGGACACUCCAGGGAGAUCGGCGCGAAAGGAAAGCGGCCCCGUGCAAGCAGCAGCAGCUUGACCGGCGGCGACCGGCUGAGCUCCCUGCCGGAUUGCCUCAUCCACCACAUCAUGUCCUUCAUGAAGGCCCGGCAGGUGGUGCAGACCUGCGCGCUGUCCACCAGGUGGAAGCACCUCUGGCGCUCCGUGCCCUGCCUCGACAUCGACCAGGAGGAGUUCAAGGCCACAGACUCGAACUCCCGUAGCAGUGAGACGUGGGAGAAGUUUGAGGACUUCACCGACCACCUGCUUAUCCCUAAUAAUAUUUCCAUUGCGCUUUUGGAUGCAUUCCGUCUGCAUGUUAGUAGUGGCAUGCCUAAGGGUCAGCAGGCAGCUAGAUGGAUCCGUCAUGGCAUAAAGUACAGCACCCAGGAAGCUGGCAUUCAGCGCAAGGGGUUUAGCUCUAGCACCUGGCGCCUCAAAAGAUUACAUCUUUCCAGCAUAUAUUUGGAUGCCCAUUUCAUCAAUCAUGUCAGGUCAGGGUGCCAAUAUUUGGAAGAUUUAGAGCUUAAAGAUUGCGAGUGUGCAUUUCAGGAUAUCACCUCCCACUCACUGACGAACUUAAGUCUGAAAAAUUGCUACUGCUAUGGACUUUCUGCUAUCACAUCGCCCACGCUGAAGAGCUUGAUUAUUCAUAUCCGCGGACGUACAGGACAAUUGUUGGUUGUCACUGCCCCUGCUGUUGCUUAUCUGAUCCUGGACGUGGAAGCUUCGUCCAUUGGUGGUAUCUCAUUAGAGGAGAUGCCAUCUCUUGGCAGGGUCUCGAUUCGUCUAAGAAAUAAUUAUUACAUAGAAAAUGUCAGCCAGGAUCAACUGAAGCUUCUUUGCAGUGUGUCUAAUGUGACGAGUUUGGUGUUGUCGGGUUUCAAGACAAUGGUUUUGCUUGGUGAGGAUUCGGUGACAUUCCCGAAUUUCAGGAAUCUUAUGUCCUUAUUACUGGACAGCUGUGAUCUUAGUGAUAACUUCAAGACAUUGGAACAUUUUCUGAAGAAUUCACCAGAUCUGGAGAAGUUAACCCUUCGGUGUUGCAAGUUCUCAAAAGAUCUUAAGAAGAAAAAGGCCAAGUCAAAGACUUCUUCCCAGUGUCUCAACUUGGUGGAUGUCCUGUGCAAGAAUCUCAUAUAUAAAGAUGAUGAUGUCCACCAGCUGGUGGAGCUAUUGUUGAGCAUUUCAGCGAAUCUGCCGAAGUAUAAUAUAAAACUUACCAAAGUUGACUAG